Messenger RNA from Trichomycterus rosablanca, 1500 nucleotides. RefSeq names its product solute carrier family 38 member 8b (gene slc38a8b). Gene Ontology annotation, molecular function: L-amino acid transmembrane transporter activity. The record is from RefSeq and is a predicted model, not a curated record. Gene Ontology annotation, biological process: amino acid transmembrane transport. The coding region runs from base 1 to 1326 and encodes 441 amino acids. The transcript is spliced from 10 exons. Lineage: Eukaryota; Metazoa; Chordata; Actinopteri; Siluriformes; Trichomycteridae.
AUGGAGGAACUGGCGCGCGAAAGCAUCCGGAGCAUCAGUGUAUUGCACAAACCGGCGCGAGGCUCCGCAGCACCGCGACUCGGGUCGUUCGGUGCAGUGUUCAUCAUGCUGAAAUCUGCACUCGGAGCAGGACUCCUUAAUUUUCCUUGGGCCUUUGAAAAAGCAGGAGGCGUGAGCAGAGCCAUCACCGUAGAGAUGGUGUCACUGAUAUUUCUAAUCAGUGGCUUGGUCAUUCUGGCAUAUGCUUCGUCUAUUAGUCGACAAAGCACUUAUCAUGAUGUGGUGAAAGAAGUGUGUGGCCUCAGGAUUGGCCAACUGUGUGAGGUCUGCUUUGUCUUUAACCUCUUCAUGAUCUCUGUUGCAUUCCUUGUGGUGGUGCAGGACCAGCUGGAAAAGUUGUGUCUGUCUUUAUAUGAAAUGGUGACAGGAGAAAAAGAGAUGCCCUAUCACUGGUAUACGGACCAGAGCUUUUCACUUUUCCUUGUGUGCCUAAUCAUCAUCCUACCACUCUCAAUCCCCAAAGAAAUAAGCAUCCAAAAAUACACCAGUGUUUUGGGUACGCUUGCUGCUACAUACCUGAGUGUGGCUGUAAUAAUUAAGUAUUACUGGAAAGGGGAACACAUGGCCGACCUCACUCCACCACAAACAGGAUUAGACUCCUGGGCCUCUAUGUUCAGUGUGGUUCCAACCAUAUGUUUUGGUUUUCAGUGCCAUGAAGCCUGUAUUGCCAUUUACAGCAGCAUGGAAAACAAAAAGAUUUCUCACUGGGUGUUCAUUUCUGUGGUCUCCAUGAUCUUCUGCCUGCUCAUCUACACUCUUACAGGGGUGUUUGGUUUCCUUACAUUUGGGCGUGAAGUUGCUUCAGAUAUCCUGAUGUCAUAUCCUGGCAAUGAUGUGGUGAUGAUCAUAGCAAGGCUGCUGUUUGGGAUUUCAAUCAUCACCAUCUACCCAAUAAUACUGCUGCUGGGCAGGUCCGUUAUUCUUACACUUAUGCUACGUUACCGGGAGCACCAGGCGAUUGUUACAGCAGUGUUCGAGUGCCGAUGCAGAGUUUUUCUGACAUUCCUGUGGAUUGCUGUGACACUACUCAUUGCCAUCUAUGUGCCAGACAUGAGCGAUGUCAUUAGCUUGAUUGGAGGAAUCAGUGCCUUCUUUAUCUUUAUUUUUCCUGGACUAUGUCUCAUUUUUGCCAUGCAGACAGAACCAAUAGGUCACAUAAUAAAGAUGCUGCUCACAGGAUGGGGCGUUGUCACUGUUGUGAUCGGAGCCUUCAUCUUUGGCCAGAGUACUACUAUUGCUAUAAUGGAAGUUGCACGCAAGUUUUGAUCAUCGUAAUCCAUACAAUAAAUGGUGCUGCUGAAUAAUGUAACUUAAAAAGUCAUAAUGUAAAAUGAACAAUGCUUAUUUCAGAACAAUGCUUAUUUCAUUUUUUGCUGACUUGGUCAAUCCUCAUUUUUUAUUGAAUUACUGAAAAAGCAUUUUAACCUCCAAUGUAAAGAU